This is a messenger RNA of Asparagus officinalis (garden asparagus), 3946 nucleotides long. RefSeq lists its product as uncharacterized. Gene Ontology annotation, cellular component: Ino80 complex. Bases 154 to 3249 code for a protein of 1031 amino acids. The transcript is spliced from 2 exons. NCBI's taxonomy places the organism in Eukaryota, Viridiplantae, Streptophyta, Magnoliopsida, Asparagales, Asparagaceae. The record is from RefSeq and is a predicted model, not a curated record.
GGGACCGAGUUGGUGCAGUUCGGGGACCAGAGCUUCUGCGUGCCGAUCGAACUGUAUGAUCUCAAAGACUUGAGCUUAAUUCUCUCUGUUAGUAGUUGGAAUGAAUUGUUGUCUGAAGAUGAAAGGUUUUACUUGUCCAAGUACCUCCCUGAUAUGGACCAAGAAACCUUGUCCAGAACCCUAGUGGAGCUUCUGUCGUCGAGGAAUUUCCACUUUGUUAGCCCUGUUCUUGAUUUCUUUGGUAAAUUGAAGGGCGGGGAGUUUGAACCGGGGGUUAGUGUUUACCGCCGGGGUUUGAGUGCCUUUAAGAAGAGAGAACAUUAUUAUCGGGUUCGGAAGUAUCAUAAUUCUAUGGUGAGUGGGCUUUUACGGAUUAAAGGUUCUUGGGAGAAAUGUGAGGGUUAUGGUGUUGAGGAGAGGCUUCGAGUUUUGAAUAUUAUGAGGAGUAGGAGCAGUUUUGGUGAUGAGGAUGGGGGGGAUUUGGAGCUGGAGAUGGAUUCAGGGGAUGAUCAUUUCUACUCUAAAAGGAUCAAACGUGAGACUGAAAAUCCAGAGAGCCGGUUUAUAGCAAAUGCUGAAGGGUUUGGAAAGUCUACGAACCAAAAGCUGGGUAUUGUUGGUCAUGAGAAGAGGCAGACGGAUUGUGUCUUUAGUGCAUCCAUGGUUGUUUCAUCAAAAGCAGAAAAGAAGCAGCAGCUCUUGAAAAGAUGUGACAAAUUUGACGAUGAGGAUUAUACUGGAUUGUCGGGUUUGACUGGUAAACAAAAACAUUCGAAUGGGGUUACUAUUGCUUCCUAUGCCCAUGAUCCCCAAUAUAAUCUGAAGAAGAGCAAGCAUUCUCGUGAGGACUGGAUGUCUCCGAAAAAAGUUCAAGCUCAGUAUCAUAUGAGGAUGGGAGCUCAGGUUGACUGGUCAGAUGCCAAUAGACCUACUCAGUAUCCUCUUAAAUUUGAUGGGACGAAUGUGAACGGCAAGAAAUGGAAGAUGCAAGAGGAGUUUGGUAGUUAUAAAAGUAGACAUGGUCGUAAUUCAGCAACGAGACCUUACAAAUUCAGUCCUGCAUAUAACAGCGGCGCCCAUCAGUACUUGGAUAAUAUGCCAAAUAUUUUGAAGAAGAAAAGCUUCAGAAGUAAAGUCGAUGACACUGAAAGUAUGGACAUGGAAUAUUCCAGGGGCAACACCAUGUUUGACCAAUUAGAGGAGACAGAGUCUGAUUCAUCAGAUCAGGAUGUGGAAGGUGAAGAUGCCAACCCUUGGGUUAAGAAAUUGGAGUGUCUAAAUGGUGGCAUGGGUCGUCGUCACUCUAAAGCCGAUAGAUCAGUAUAUGAUCCUAUGAAGGUUAAUAAACUUGCAAAACAUGGUGAAAAACUUUAUAAUGUCGCGCUUGAGAGCAGGACAGGUAUCCAUGCACCAGAAGUAGAAUCCUAUGUGAGACAUGGGAAGCAGAAGCCUUUCUUAAGGGAGAAAAGGCAGGAAAGUGCUAUUAAUCCUGUUCGAUCUCAGUUGAAAACGAGGUAUAGAGAUGACUAUAGUAAUGUUCAGGUGGAAGGAUUUCAUGAUGCUUCUAAUGUAACUUCCAACUUACACAACGGCCAUAUGAGGGCCGUUAACUCCAGGAACCAAACUCAGAUGGUUGAUGGCUGGACUGCCAAGGCUGAAUCAUAUAUGCCUCUGUUGGGAUGCAAGAGUGUGGCAAAGAAACGAACAGGAAAGGUAGAGGUGGACAUGUAUCAAGAUGAGCCGUAUGCAUCUCUCUACCAAGAUUUCAAUACAAACAAGAAUGUGAAUGACCUCAGUAUUAAGAAAAAGAAGAAGAUAGAUUCUGCAACUGGUUCCAAAACAGGUUUGUCGACUGAUGUUACCUCAGAGCUGGAUAUUUCAGGAAAAGAAAUUUUGGAAAUUGAGCUGGAGAUGCAGCCACAGCCACAGAAGAAGCCAUUUACUCUGAUCACUCCUACUAUCCACACAGGCUUCUCGUUCUCCAUCAUCCAUCUUCUUUCAGCUAUCCGGAAGGCAAUGAUCUCUUCUUCUGUGGAUGAUGUUACCGAUGGGCGCAGUCAUAUUUGGAAAGAUGAUGUGAAGAGGGAAGUUCAUAAUAACACAGUUGAGAGCACACCUCACUCUCAUAAGAACACAAAUGAAACUACUGCAGAACAUGAAGGGAAGAACUGUCUCCCUUCUCUUACAGUUCAAGAGAUUGCCAACCGUGUCAGGUCAAACCCAGGAGAUCCUUGUAUCCUUGAAACCCAAGAACCACUUCAGGAUUUAAUCAGAGGAGUUUUGAAGAUAUUCUCAUCAAAGACAGCACCAUUAGGGGCAAAAGGUUGGAAGGCAUUGGUGUCAUAUGAGAAGUCAAAUAAAGGUUGGUCUUGGGUUGGUCCUGUUUCAUCUAGCCCAUCUGAUAGUGAUAAUACAGAAGAGGAAACUUCACCUGAGGCUUGGGGUAUUCCAUACAAGAUACUUGUGAAUCUGGUCAAUUCCUUCGCUAAUUGGCUGAAAAGUAGUCAAGAAACACUUCAGCAAAUUGGAAAUCUUCCAGCACCACCCGUUAGCUCUCUGGUCAACUUGGAUGAGAAGGAAAGAUUCAGGGACUUAAAAACUCAAAAGAAUCCACACACCAUCAACCCGAGCUCUGAUGAACAAAAGGCAUAUUUUCGUAAAGAAGAGUAUUUAAGAUACUCAAUUCCGGAUAGGGCUUUCUCCUACACAGCAGCUGAUGGUAAAAAAUCUAGUGUUGCUCCUAUGAGAAGAGGUGCUGGAAAACCGACAUCAAAAGCUCGAGAUCAUUAUAUUCUUAAGCCUGGUCGGCCACCACAUGUUACUAUUCUUUGUCUUGUUAGAGAUGCAGCUGCUAGGUUGCCUGGAAGUAUCGGAACCAGAGCAGAUGUUUGUACUUUGAUAAGGGAUUCUCAGUAUAUUGUUGAAGAUGUCAAUGAUGCACAAGUUAACCAAGUUGUCAGUGGGGCGCUUGAUAGGUUGCACUAUGAGGUUGAUCCUUGUAUACACUUUGACGGUGACAGAAAGUUGUGGGUCUAUCUACAUAGAGACAGGGAGGAGGAAGAUUUUGAUGAUGAUGGUACCUCAUCCACGAAGAACUGGAAAAGGCCAAGGAAAGAUGCUACGGAACAUCCUGACAUGGACGCUGCAAAUGAUCCUGGGAAUGAAAAUCCAUCUGAUAUUUGUCUGUCUGCUGGAUUUGAUCUUAAUUCUGAUGUUAAUAUUGAUUCAUCACAGCCUCCAUCCAUUUAAUAGAAAAGUUGUAGUAGCAUAUAGAGAUUUGGACCAUUCCGGAGAGUGACUUGGGAGAUCAAGUUCCGUAUUCCUUGAAGAAUCUGUAGCUGACAAAACUACAUGCUAGAAAGCUGAUGACGGUGUUUUUCUUAUUGUGCCAUUCAGAAGAGAGGCCAUUUGGACUUGAACGCAAGUUCACUGUGAAGAAUGGUUGAUCAGAGGAUGUAAUCUGUGGUAAUUUAUUGUGCAAUCAUUCAAGACAGAAUAUUAAGGCAUGGAUGGGAAGCUGGAGUUGAGGAGUAGGUACAUUCUUUUCCUUUGGUUCACAGAACGACUUUUAUCUGUAACGGUUGUACUUUGCUUCUUGUGCAUCAUCCUUUCUGCGUGUUAUCGUUAUUGCGGUCAGCAGGCGUAGCACAAAGCUAUUCCUGUAAAUGUGAAGAAGCUACUUGAUGCAUGAAAGAAAAUUCUUGGGAUAGCUGGAAUUUGUUCAAAAUGUUCUGCUUUCGAUCCUUCGCUUGCCUUCAUCUCUCCUCCCCUUUUGCAUUCUAAAGCUUGCAGCUCUGUGGUGUUUUUGUUUCUAAGGAGCACGAGUACUGUUGGCUCGACUUUAUUAGACUGUUCUACUUCACUUGGAAUUUUGGAGUCUCUUGAGUGUACAAAUUACAGCUCUUAUUCAUUCUUAACCUUUUCUUCUUCUUCUGGUUGUACCGCA